ACCAUAAGAAGAAAAAUACAAGAACUCAAUAAGAAAAAAAGAGGACUCCUUAAGCGGUGCUGUGUCUUCAAUUGUCGUGCAUGCAUUUUAUGCAUCUGUUGCCUUGCAUGCAUUCUCUCUCUCUCCUCGCCUCUCUCUCUCUCUCUCUAUAUAUAUAUAUAUAUACACACACAUCUGUAUCUAUAUACCUUCACGCACAGUAAGCUGCAGACACGCUUUCUCUGCCCACCUUCCGCUGCGGUUUGCAAUCCAGUUGCUACCACCAGCGAGUUGACUCGCCACUUGACUUACAUGAAGAAAAGGGUUUGAUCUGCGGGGACAAAUGGGGUCAAAGAUUUGUAUGAAUGCGUCGUGCGGGACGGCCACAAGCCGCGAGUGGAAGAAAGGGUGGCCUUUGAGAUCCGGUGUAUACGCUGAUCUCUGCUACACUUGCGGAUUUGCAUACGAGAAUUCAACUUACUGCGAUACUUUUCAUUUAGAGGAAGAUGGUUGGAGGGAAUGCUAUAUAUGCACAAAGCGUCUUCACUGCGGAUGCAUAGCCUCCCAUUCUUUGCUCGAGCUCUUGGAUUUUGGGGGUGUUGGGUGCACUGGUUGUGCAAUCAGUUUUGUCCCUCCUUCAACUCGAAAUAAUGCAGCUCCUAAAGGAUUUGGCUCUUUGGCAUUAAAUAGUGCUAACGACCUGCGGCCCAACCCUGCAGAAAAUAGAGCAGUUGGUGAUAAUCUCGAUGGCAGGGUCACACAAUUAUGCAGGAUCACAGAAGCUAAUAAACCAAACUUCUUGCAUCAAAUUCAUAGAGAUGAUACAGCUGCAUCACUUGGACAAUUGAAAAGAAAGAAUAUCAUACGUCCAAAGAGUGAAGUUGGCAUGGGCUUUUCAAAUGCAACUCAGCCAUGGGUUGGAUCAUCUAAAAAAGUUUCGAAACUGAAUACCAGAAGGCCGUUAUUAGAAAAUGUGAAGACGGAUGGAUCACUUGCUCAGACAUCUCUUAGUAGGACUUUAGCAGCUCCAUCAACUGCUUCUAGUUUAGAUCUACCUUUUCCUGGUGUGCUUCUUGGAGAAACAGAACAGAUCCGAGCACCUUCUAUAUUCCAACAAGGACAAAGGUCCCGACCCAUACUGCCUAAACCCUUGAAAAAGGGCCUUGCUAUGAGUUCAGAAAACAAGAAAGGUGUCGUUCAUGAGCUGCGAAUUGCGAGGCCUCCUGGUGAGGGGCGGGGGAAGACUCAGUUACUUCCAAGAUACUGGCCAAGGAUUACUGAUCAGGAACUGCAGCAAAUAUCUGGAGACUUAAAUUCCACAAUUGUGCCGCUGUUUGAAAAGGUUCUGAGCGCCAGUGAUGCAGGUCGAAUUGGCCGUUUAGUUCUUCCAAAAGCGUGUGCAGAGGCAUAUUUCCCUCCUAUCAAUCAAUCUGAGGGUCUACCUUUACAUAUUCAAGAUGUGAAGGGAAAAGAAUGGACAUUUCAGUUCAGAUUCUGGCCCAACAACAACAGCAGGAUGUAUGUCUUGGAGGGUGUAACCCCUUGUAUACAGUCCAUGCAAUUACGAGCUGGUGAUACUGUGAUAUUCAGUCGUUUAGAUCCUGGAGGUAAACUUGUCAUGGGGUUCAGAAAGGAGACGAACUCAGUGGAUACACAGGAAGCUCAAACAUCUGGUCUCCCUGCUGCAGCUCUUUCCAGGGCAACUUCUACCUCUGGUACUGUUGAGAAUCUUUCUACAGUAAAUGGGUACUCUGAUAUAUACAAAAUGCCUAAAGGAAACGUAGGUCCUCACCUAUAUGUUCUGCCUGAACAUUUGAGCUUAGCUGAAGGGGAUAAUGGGUGGAAUAAAUAUGAGAAUCCCGGAGGAGGAACGAACGGGGGUUCAGUGCAGCGAGCAGCACCAAUUUCAGAGAAGAAAAGGACUCGAAAUAUUGGAUCUAAGAAUAAGAGGUUACUUAUGAAUAGCGAGGAUGCCCUAGAACUGAGACUUACAUGGGAAGAAGCACAAGACUUGCUUCGGCCACCCCCAGGAGUAAAGCCAAGUGUUGUCACUAUCGAGGACCAUGAAUUUGAAGAGUAUGAUGAGCCUCCGGUUUUUGGAAACAGGACCAUAUUCAUUGCGCGACCAUCAGGGGGACAGGAGCAAUGGGCUCACUGUGAUGAUUGCUCGAAAUGGCGAAGAUUACCUAUGGAUGCUCUUCUUCCUCUGAAGUGGACUUGUCAGGACAAUGUUUGGGAUUCAAGCAGGUGUUCUUGUUUGGCACCGGAAGAAACCAGUCCUAAUGAUUUGGGAGAUCUUACUAGGAUGAGCAAAGACCUCAAAAGGCAAAGAAUUUCAGAAAAAAGCUCUAAUAAUCCAAGCGAAGAACGUGAGCCUUCUGGCUUAGAUGCUCUAGCCAGUCUUGCCAUUCUUGGAGACGACAUUGAUUCUAGUGACCCAUCAGCUGGGGUUACCACCAAACAUCCCCGACACCGCCCUGGUUGUACCUGCAUUGUAUGCAUUCAACCCCCCAGUGGGAAGGGCAAGCACAAGCCUACGUGCACAUGCAAUGUGUGCAUGACAGUAAAACGCCGCUUUAAAACCCUAGCGCUGCGCAAGAAGAAACGCCAAUCAGAAAUGGAAUCAGAAACUUCCCAGAAGGAGUUGAAGGAUGAAUUGAACUUUGAUGGCACACCAAGAAAUGAGCUGGUGCAUUCAGAUGACACAGAAAGUGAAGAGAACGAGAAUGAGAACAGAAAGCUAAGUGAGGAGGGUGAGAGCAGCGCUGGUCAAAUAGACCUGAAUUGCCAUCCAAAUCGUGAAGAGAUGCAAAUUGAGUCAUCAGAACUAAUGGGCAUGAUGAGCCUUGUAGAAGCAGCAAGUCUUCCUAUGGAGAAGUUGAGCAAUGAAAAUGGACUUGAUCUGGCAUCAGUAGCAUUCGACAGGGAGAAUAAAGUUGAUAAAGCGAGUGGUGAGCCCAAUAUGGACUCAAAAGAGCUUUGACUAGAUUGCUUAUUAUCUUCAAGAGCAUGGUGGUCCUCUUAGUUUCAAAAGGGUCUUUCUACAGUCGCACAGAUUUGGCAUUUUCUUCUGUCUUUUUUUCCCUCCCCUUAAGUUGUAAUUCCUUAAUCCCCUAUUUUUUAAGGAAGAUUAGGAAGAACGAAAUAGAGGAGGAUUAAGAAUAAGUAGAAAAUAAGGACCGCACUGCACUGGAAAUCAUUUGUUUAUUGUUUGGUUUUGAGAGCGCAAUGUCUUGAGAAACUUGUUCUUUUGUACUGAGAAGGUACAAACAAUCCGAUAGGAAUGGAGGAGUAAGAGUUCGAAGCA
Molecule: messenger RNA, 3286 nt
Organism: Tripterygium wilfordii
Lineage: Eukaryota; Viridiplantae; Streptophyta; Magnoliopsida; Celastrales; Celastraceae
Product: B3 domain-containing transcription repressor VAL1-like
Exons: 13
Coding region: 323-2962 (879 amino acids)
Molecular function (GO): zinc ion binding; DNA binding
Source: RefSeq, a predicted model, not a curated record